This is a messenger RNA of Aspergillus saccharolyticus JOP 1030-1, 612 nucleotides long. RefSeq lists its product as uncharacterized. Lineage: Eukaryota; Fungi; Ascomycota; Eurotiomycetes; Eurotiales; Aspergillaceae. The transcript has a single exon. The record is from RefSeq and is a predicted model, not a curated record. The coding region runs from base 1 to 612 and encodes 203 amino acids.
AUGCUUGAUACCACAAUAAGUGACAUCGUGGCGUCUCGCUCCUCCCGGCGCACCCGGCGAACCCACCGCACCCGCCAGACCCCCCGCCGCCGCCACACUCCACCCCCACUGCCACCGCACUGGAUAAACAACACCAGCCUCCCCGGAAGUGUAGAGGCCGCGCGCAACCCCCACGUAUUCGUGCCAAAGAUCAUCUUCGUCCCGCUGGAUGAAUAUACCUGGACGACGAUGCUCGUCUACUGCGACGGGCGAGCCUGGUACGACAAAUGCCCCAACAGUUUCGACUGGGAGCUGGCUGAGCAAGACAUGCUCAUGGUGUUCCAUAUGCAGCGGGAGCUCUACCCCAAUGCCGCCCCGUUUGGCGGGACAGUCUUGUACAAUAAUUCAGUCCGGGGUUAUCUUGAGGUCCCCGCGACCAUCUCGGGGCAUGAGUCAGAUAUUAUGCCGUUCCGUCACGAGGGGCGCUCCGUGUUCGACCUUGAGACCUCAGCCCGUGACGCGGAGUGGGCGUUUCUGGAUACACUGCAGUACAAUACGCCUGAGAUGGUGGAUUAUGACGACUUUGGGAAUAUUGGCAAGGAUUCCGAUCCCGAAAACAGUAACGAGGAAUAA